This is a messenger RNA of Chironomus riparius, 1318 nucleotides long. The record is from the annotation of a GenBank genome assembly. Lineage: Eukaryota; Metazoa; Arthropoda; Insecta; Diptera; Chironomidae.
UCGAAAACUCAUCUCGAACGGAAGUGAAAAUUUAUUGUGCAAAUUUAACCUUUAAAGUUCAAAAAGUCAAUUCCAAAAAUGGAAAAGUUAAGUCGGAACCAAUUGCCGGAUUCUUCAUCAUCACCUCCACUAAGUGGAAUCUUUCAGACUUUCGAUGAUGAUGCUAUGUCAGACUUACCAUCUUGUGUCUACGCCAAUCCACAUCAUCAUCAUCAUCAUCAGAUUCAGCCUAUUCAACUUAAUAAUUUAUCAGCUCAAAAUUUGUCACCAAACAGCGCAAAUUUAAGACUUAAUGUCAACAACUUCAGACAAAUGCAGCAACAUUUCAUGCAGCAUGGAAAUGAAAUGGAAAAUCCAUCAAAUUUAUCAAGUUCAACUUCAUCAUCCACAAAUAAUUUGGGAAAUUAUAAUGCGCAGAUGAAGAAUGCAAGGCAACCAGGACCUAUACGCGAACGGAAGAGAACAUUGAGGUCUGCUCCUAAUGGUCAAAACCUUAAAUGUAUUAACAGCUCAAUUAAUGCAGCAUUUGAUGAUCUACGAGUUCAUGUCCCAACAUUCCCAUAUGAGAAGCGAUUAAGCAAGAUAGACACAUUGAGAUUAGGAAUUGCAUAUAUAUCGUUGUUGAGAGAAGUUCUAGACAGUGAUUAUGAUCCAUUGACUUAUGUUGAGAAAUGCUUAAGAGGAGAAAUCAAAGCUGACAAUGCUGAAUGGAAUACAAGUGAUUUAACAGCAAGAUUAUCAUGGAUUAAUUGGGAGAAUCUUGGAGUACAUCCAGGCAGACGAACAUUGUUAACAACUUUGGCUUUAGGAGCUGACACAUCACAUCUUAUGGGAUCUCAUAUUUGAAUAUCAAAUGCAAUAUUGAAUGAUUUUCAUUAUUUAUAAAAUGUGCAAUUUCUGGUGGAUUUUAAGGACAUGAAAAUAAUUUGUUUAUCACUUCUUAAUGCUACUUAAGUUCCAUCCACAAAACAAUUCAAGACAAAUACUUCAAACAGAAUAGAAAUUUGCCAGAAAAAGGAAAAGACUGGUUUUGAUGGUCCAUGCACGUGGUGAAAUUUUAAAAUGAAUGAGUUGAAAGGACCUUACGCCAAUCACGUGCAAGAGGAAACGAUUCAAAGCGGAAAAAUUGAAGGCAAUUGAGGGUGAAAAUAUGUUUAUAUGUUAUUAUCGAGAUGUGUUGAUUUCAAAAUUGUUUAUUAAAUGAUGUGAGCCAAUUAUAGCUUAAGUGACAAUCUAUAAUUUGAUAGAAUUAAAUGAAAAGUUUAAAAAUUCUAGUUUUAAAGGAAUAUUUAAGAAAAAUAAAGGAAUUGAAACGAAA